Messenger RNA from Electrophorus electricus (electric eel), 1659 nucleotides. It is a transcript of the gene shisa3, whose product is annotated as shisa family member 3. Lineage: Eukaryota; Metazoa; Chordata; Actinopteri; Gymnotiformes; Gymnotidae. The record is from RefSeq and is a predicted model, not a curated record.
GCCACGGAGAGAGCGCGAAGCCGAGCCACGCGCGUCAGACUCCAAGGCUGAUUUUCUGCUCUUUUGAAAACCCCCGGAACGUGUUGGAAACGCCAUUUGUUUUACUCCAAACCCUCGGACCUAUUUCGUUGCGGUGGUUAUUGAUAGCGGCACUAAAACUGUCAAAUACCAGUUACCGGUGAAGUGUGCAGCGAAAAUGAAGCGUUUUGGAGUUGAAUGCUUUUAAAAAAUAUCCAGUUAAUACAGGAACAUAUGAUCACUGUUUGUCUUGUUUAUGCGUUUGGAAUACCGUUGCGAUAAUUUCAGAAUUUAUCUUGCGCGUCGAACUGGAUCGGAACUAUGAAUAUGACAGGAAUAUUAUUUGUAUUUCAUGAGUAACGGAAGACAGAUAACCUAAAUGACCAGCCCUCAGUUCAAAACGCAAUAUGGUAAUUAAAUCCAAUAUGACAGUGGACUAUGUUCAUCCAAGCUAAAAAAGUUAAAUCAGCGAAAGGAUAAUUAAACACCUGUCGACAGGGCAUUCUUUUUAGAGGUGUAAAUACGCGUAAUUUAGUAUCUUGCCGGCAUGGUGCACUUGGUAAACUGCCUUUUGCUGGGAUAUUUGACAUUGAAUCUCCGGAUAUCUGAUGCCCAGGGAGAGUACUGCCACGGCUGGCUGGACAAUAAUGGGAAUUACCACGAGGGCUUUCAGUGUCCGGAGGACUUUGACACUAUGGACGCGACCGUUUGCUGCGGGACUUGCUCGCUGCGGUACUGUUGCGCGGCCGUGGACGCACGACUGGACCAAGGGACCUGCACGAAUGAUAGAGAAGUGGAGAACACUGAAUAUGCUGCACAGCCCGUAUACGUGCCCUUCUUGGUGGUGGGCACCAUCUUUGUGGCGUUCGUGGUCUUCGGCUCACUGGUGGCCGUGUACUGCUGCACGUGCCUGCGGCCCAAGCAGCCGACCCAACAGCCCAUCCGCUUCUCCCUGCGCAGCAGCCAGGGUGAGACCAUCCCCAUGAUCCCGACCCCUGGGGCGGCUCCGGCCGGCACGCGGGCCCCCUCGCGCCAGUCCAGCACGGCCACCACCAGCUCCAGCAGCGUGGGUGGGGGCAGCUCGCUCCGCCGCUUCUCCCUGGGCCGGGCCGAGGCUCCGGGCCAGUCAGGCGGCCAGCAGCACGCACCCCAGCGGCUCCUGCUGGCCUCGUCCUCCUCCGCGUCCGCCCCGGUGUCCCUGGUCCCGGCCCAGCCCGUGAUGUCCCCACCCCCUCCGCCGCCGUACUCGUCCCCGCAGGGUGGCCUCUUGCACCCUCUUCCGCAUGGGCACGCGCAGCUCCAGCAGCACCACCAGAGCUCCACCUUCCUCCUCUCCCAGCAGUAUUUCUUCCCCCUGCAGACGGAACCCUUCGGCGGGAGCAAGACCUUCGCCGACUUCAGCCAGAGCUGAUCCAGGGCUUCAGCCCAGCUUCAGGGUGGAGAACAGAGAUGAGCGGACACUGCAGAGGUGUCGUGCUGAAAGUACAUGGGAAACGCACAUAGAGAGACACACACACACACACACACACACACACGCACGCUCUCUCUCUCUCUCUCUCUCUGCACCUGAACUGGAGUAAGUGUCAGGCCUUGUAGUGGAACUGCGACAUGGUUCGGUUCUCACUGCCGGAUUUGGCCAGA